GAGGCUGGUGAGAGAGGGAAAGAGCAUAGCAAGCAGACACAGAGGAGCAGAGGAGAAAGUAGUAUGGCCCGGGCUGCUCUUCUAAUCUAUUUGCACACAGCACUUUUCCUCAAUAUUCUGGAAACAGGACAUGCCAGUGAAAAUAGUACCAGAGUGCUGAAAGCUACAGCUCCAGGAGAUAUCAUCAUUGGAGGGAUCUUUCCCAUUCACGAAGACGUAGACAAAGACAACACUUUCUCUGGACCCCACAUACAGCGAUGUAUCAGGUGAAUCAGUUAUUCAUCGACCGCUGUCAUUCUAAGCGAUAAGAGCCGCUUCCCCACCUUCAUGAGGACCAUUCCUAAUGAUGAUCAUCAGACAGCUGCCAUGGUCAGUCUGCUCAGCACCUAUGGCUGGAACUGGGUGGGAAUAGUUACCACAGAUGGAAAUUACGGCAGUUCAGCGCUUGACCUCUUUGUGUCCCACGCUUCUGAAAAGGGGAUCUGUGUGGCCUUUAAAUCAAUCCUACCUCAGUCUGUAAGCAACCCUGAUGUCUGCUCUGCUGUCAUGCAGACUGCCGAAACCAUUUACAGGAACCCCAAGGUACAGCUGAUUGUGUCCUUUGCCACAUCAACUCACAUGAUGUACCUAUACCAGGAGCUUAAGAAUCAGACGCUGAAAGCAGGACAGAACAUGAGGUCAAUGAGAAGAGUCUGGGUGGCCAGUGACAGCUGGUCCUCCUCCAGCUCUGUGACAGGUAACUUAACUCUGGAGGACAUAGGACAUGUUGUGGGCUUCACCUUCAAAAGGGGAGACAUGUCAUCAUUCAGUGAGUACCUGAGCAGGCUGGAGGCGGCUGGACAGGACUACACGGAGAAUAACUCCUUCAUGCAGGAGUUCUACAGGCAGCUAAAUGCUACUGAAGGUUCUGGAGACACUAAGCUGGUGUCUAAAGCUGUGAACAUCCUCAGAGAACACUCUCAUGCUGCUUCUGUCUUCAGUAUUGAGAUGGCUGUGAGUGCUAUCGCUCAGGCUGUGGCAUCUAUCUGCAAGAGCAGAGACUGCAAAACUCCAGGCACCGUGCAACCCUGGGAGGUGCUGAAAGCUCUGUGGAUGCAGGAGUUUAAACUUCAAGGACAGAGCUAUACGUUUGACAGCAGGGGAGACAUCAACCUGGGCUAUGAUGUUACAAUGUGGAAGUCAGAUGAAGGGAGAAUCCAUGUGCAUGAUGUUGUAGCUCAGUAUCACCCACACAACAACACCUUCACCUACACCAACUACAGCACCACUCGACAUUUGCAGGGCCUAAAGCACAUCAUCUCAAAAUGCUCCAAUAGCUGUGUCCCUGGAGAGUUCAAGAAAACGGCUGAGGGUCAACACACCUGUUGUUAUGAAUGCAUCAACUGCACUGAGAACUACUACUCUAAUAAUACAGAUAUGGACCAGUGUUUGAGCUGUGACACAAACACAGAGUGGUCUCCAAAGGGCAGUUCCAGCUGCAUCCCCAAAACCCUGCUCUUCUUCUCCUGGCAGGACGGCUUUGCUGUGGUGCUCCUGACAUUCUCUGCCCUGGGAAUCCUCCUGACUGUGCUGGUGUCAGCUUUGUUCCUACAUCAGCGGGACACCCCUGUAGUGAAAGCUGCAGGAGGGCCACUUAGCCAGACCAUCCUGUUCUCUGUGGUCAUCAGUUACAUCAGUGCCAUGCUGUUUGUUGGCCGGCCCAACAGCCUCCAAUGCAAGGCACGACAGGUGCUCUUUGGCAUCAGCUUCACUCUGUGUGUCUCCUGUAUCCUGGUCAAGACCCUGCAUAUCCUGCUAGCCUUCCGGUGUGACCCUAAACUGCAGGAGGUUCUGCGGAGGCUCUACCAGCCUUACAUCAUCGUCAGCAUCUGUGUGGCCUUACAGGUAACUACCUGCAUCUGCUGGCUGGUCCUCAAAAGCCCAUAUAAUCACAUCAUCAGGCUUCCAACCAGUCUGAUGGAGGACUGUCAUGAAGGCUCAUAUUUGGCCUUCGGGGUGAUGCUGGGCUACAUAGCUGUUCUGGCUUUUGUGUGUUUCAUCUGUGCCUUCAAAGGACGCAAACUGCCACAGCACUACAAUGAGGCAAAGUUCAUCACGUUCAGCAUGCUGCUCUACCUCAUCUCGUGGCUGCUCUUUGUUCCUGUCUACGUCACCACUUCAGGAGUGUACCUGCCAGCUGUGGAGAUGGUGGUCAUUCUCAUCUCCAACUUCGGCAUCCUGAGCUGUCAUUUUUUCCCGAAGUGCUAUAUAAUCCUUUUUAAGAAGGAACAAAACACCAAGAGUGCUUUCAGGAAGAAUCUGUAUGAAUACUCGAGCAAAACCACAGAUUCCGUCUCUGUGUCUGGAAGCUCAGUGUCAGAGCGACAGUCCAGCACUGGUCAGCACUGUACCUCGUCCCUCUCUGUACCUGCAGCCAAUCCUCUCAAAACUGCUGUGGUGACAAACUGCAGAGAGCAGACUAGCUGCACAAGUUUGCACAGAGGUUCAAUCUCACGACACUGCCACAGAAGAAGCACCAGCAUAUGAACUUCUCAUAUAAACUUCUCAACCA
This is a messenger RNA of Morone saxatilis (striped sea-bass), 2551 nucleotides long. It is a transcript of the gene gprc6a, whose product is annotated as G protein-coupled receptor, class C, group 6, member A. Gene Ontology annotation, molecular function: G protein-coupled receptor activity. Gene Ontology annotation, cellular component: membrane. NCBI's taxonomy places the organism in Eukaryota, Metazoa, Chordata, Actinopteri, Moronidae. Gene Ontology annotation, biological process: G protein-coupled receptor signaling pathway. The record is from RefSeq and is a predicted model, not a curated record. The transcript has 5 exons.